Telopea speciosissima is the source of this 390-nucleotide messenger RNA. RefSeq lists its product as uncharacterized. Lineage: Eukaryota; Viridiplantae; Streptophyta; Magnoliopsida; Proteales; Proteaceae. Bases 1 to 390 code for a protein of 129 amino acids. The record is from RefSeq and is a predicted model, not a curated record. The transcript has a single exon.
AUGAACAGGGUGUUUCACGAUGUAUUGGAUAAGUACAUUAUCAUGUUUAUUGACAACAUCCUAGUCUACUCCAAGAGCGAAGAAGAGCACGUUGACCACCUUCGCUUUGUGCUGCAGCGCUUGAGAGAGAAGCAAUUGUAUGCUAAAUUCAGCAAGUGCAAUUUUUGGUUACAGCAAGUGGCUUUUCUAGGUCAUUUGGUUUCUGCGAAGGGUAUUGAAGUUGACCCCGGCAAGGUACAGUCCGUAGUUGACUGGGAGACACCCAAGAAUGUGGCAGACAUUCGCAGUUUCCUCGGUCUAGCUGGCUAUUAUAGGAGAUUUAUCAAGAAUUUUUCAAAGAUUUCCACUCCUAUGACUCGACUGACCCAAAAGGGCGUGAAGUUCGAGUAG